Messenger RNA from Papaver somniferum (opium poppy), 1768 nucleotides. RefSeq names its product F-box/LRR-repeat protein At3g59200-like. Lineage: Eukaryota; Viridiplantae; Streptophyta; Magnoliopsida; Ranunculales; Papaveraceae. The coding region runs from base 1 to 924 and encodes 307 amino acids. The transcript is spliced from 4 exons. The record is from RefSeq and is a predicted model, not a curated record. Gene Ontology annotation, molecular function: protein binding.
AUGAUCUUCAGGAUUAAUAGAACUCACGUUCCAGAACCAAAAAAAAAAAAGAAAAAACUGAAUGUGGUGAGAGAGGAUAGGAUUAGUAAACUGCCUGAUCCAUUACUUCAUCAUAUACUCUCCUUUCUUCCAACCGAAUGCGCUGUUUCCACUACUGUUUUAUCCAAAAGAUGGAAGAAUGUCUGGAUAUCUGUUCCUGUUCUUGAUUUUCGCAACUGGAACCAUGAAGAUGGAUAUGAAUAUUCUGAUGAUGAAGAUGGAUAUGAAUAUUGUGACGAGGAAGAUGGAUAUGAUUAUCAUGAUGACAAACAAACCACUAAGUUCAUGGAUUAUGUGGAUAGGGUAUUGGUUCAGCGCAAUAUGUUAAACAUAAACAAGUUUUGUCUCAAUUGUGAGAAUGAGUACUUCGAUCUUAAGCGGGUGAAUGCAUGGAUUACUACGGCAGGUAAAUGUCAAGUCAAAGAGUUCAUUUUUUCCUGGCGUAACUCACACCCAAGCAAUGACGAGGUGAUGCCUGAUUCCCUUUUCACUUGUCAAUCACUAACUACGUUAGACUUUCAGUUUCCAGAACUAGGUGUACUGAAGAUUCUUCGCCUUACGAAUGUUGCAUAUGAGGAUCAGAAAUCGGCAGGAAAACUCUUUUCUAGUUGUCCAGUACUUGAAGAAUUGUGUUUGACCGAUUGUGGUUGGGAGAAUGUUCAGUUCAUACGUAUUUCAGCUCCUAGAUUGAAGUCCUUCACUCUAAAUGGUUGUUUGGGAAGUUAUAUGGAAAGUGCCAGAGUCAAGAUUGAUGCACCAAAUCUAUUGUCCUUCACUUUCUGUGAUUGGCUACCAGAAGAUUUUGUUGUGGACAGUUUUCCAUUGCUACAAGAUGCAUUUUUAUACUACAACUAUGGCGACAUAGAAAGCAGAUUUCUUCCUUAAUCCAAGUUUGUAAUGAAGCUCUGCAAUGUAAAGGUCUUGAAAAUAUCAGGUGCUUACUUUAAGAUUCUCAAUCUCGCAAGCGCUCUAUCUACUGGUUUCCCCACUUUUCAUAAUUUAAUCCGUUUAAAAGUGUAUGAUAUUCAUUCUCUGCUGCAAUUGAAAACAUUCGUCAACUUUCUAGAGUUCUUGCCAAAUCUGGAAGCACUCGUCAUCAAAAAGGAGAAAUUUAACGGCGAAGUCAACGAGAGCACUUUGUCAUUUAACAAAGUGCCUAGCUGUUUGGAAUGCCUGAAGUCAAUCGAAAUUAAGAAUGUCAAGGGGUACCCCAAGGAGCUGGAGUUGGAGCUGGUUAAAUUUGUUCUGAAGCAUGCAAAAGUUCUUCAAAUGGUCAUUAUGAAAAUUUCAUAUCCUAAGGAAGAUUCUUGGGAAUUUCGCAAACGUAAAGCUCUGAAUAAGAAUAUCAUGAUGCAGUUACAGACAUCUCCAUGGGCUUCACCAGGUUGUGUCAUUAAGUUUUCAAGCAUCAUUAAGAAACAGUAUAAUAAUUUAUGGCAGUAAGCCAAGCUUUUUUGCUGGCAAAAAAGUUGGAAUUUUUUUAGUUCAGGUUCUUUAGGGUGGACACGAGCAGGAGACAAUUAUCAGAGCGCACCUUUUUUUUUUCCUUCUGAAUUUUGAACAGCUAUUGCCUUUUAGCGGAUAAUUUCUUAACUCAAUGCAGCUGCAGAGGUAAACAAGUAAUUGUUUGCUUGUGAUAGAUUAUAAUUUUUGAAUUAUGUCAACUCUUUUAUUUAUUUUUCUUUUGUAAACCGGUAAAUGGUUAUAUAUCACGGGAGUUUGUAUCUCA